AUGGCUGCACUGCCAAGGACUCACACUUCGGACGCCAUCGACCACCUCAGCAAAGGAUACGAGCACCUGACUCAGCUGCGCGCCCUCCUCUCGUCCUCUCCGGCCAGAACAAACACAGCGGCAACGGCCAUCCAGCUCCUGGAUAAGGCUCUGCACUGCGUUACCGCCGCCCUCUCCGAGCUCCAAAUCAGCUCAUCCAGCCAUCAUGCCUCCUCCAUCGAAAACAAUAUGAAUUGUACUGAACCUUGCAAAAGGAGGAGAGUUCAGCGAUGGACAAUAUUGACCUCGGUGCCACAUUUUGAUGGAUAUGAAUGGCGUAAGUACGGGGAGAAGAACAUACAGGGAUAUAAGUUUCCUAGAAGCUACUACAAGUGCACUCAUAACAAAGAUCAAGGUUGCCCAGCGACGAAGACUAUUCAACAGAAAGAAGACAACGACUGCAAUCCUCCAAAAUAUGAGGUUAUCUACAGCUUGCAUCAUAUAUGCAAAACCAUGGGGACUAACACCCACUUGGACAAGAAAUAUUCCUCAGCUCCUAUAAAUAAUACAAGCAGUACAACUACUACUUCCAGCUGCCAAGCAAACUCAUCUCAGCCUUUACUUACGCUAGUUGCAGAUCAGUUGUGUCCCAUGGAAUCCAUGCUUCUUUCCGCUGAACCCCAAAUAGAGGAGAAUGGCGGCAUUGAAAACUCCAACACAAAGUCGUCGCCUUCAACUGAUUUGGAUUUUGAUAGUGAGUGGGCUAAGUGGCUUCUGAGUUGUACAGAGAAGGCUUAGUAUUUUAGUUUAAGAAAGCAAUGAAAUCAUAUAUAAGGGAAGCUGAGUUUAUAUAUAACAGUAUGGAUUCAAAAACUUUAAGAGUUAAGAUGUAUUUUUAUGGUGUUGUUCAUGUCUUUUAUGUCAAAAGUGUAAGAUAAAUUGUCAAAAUAGAAGGACAAUUAAUCAA
This is a messenger RNA of Dendrobium catenatum, 946 nucleotides long. RefSeq names its product probable WRKY transcription factor 70. The transcript has 3 exons. Gene Ontology annotation, biological process: regulation of DNA-templated transcription. Gene Ontology annotation, molecular function: DNA-binding transcription factor activity; sequence-specific DNA binding. The coding region runs from base 1 to 777 and encodes 258 amino acids. The record is from RefSeq and is a predicted model, not a curated record. NCBI's taxonomy places the organism in Eukaryota, Viridiplantae, Streptophyta, Magnoliopsida, Asparagales, Orchidaceae.